AUGUCUCCGCCAGUUGAUUUGAAUCAGAUAUGGGUAAACUGUUCCCAAUGCCAUAAACCGUAUAACAACCAGCAAGGAACAAGCAAUGGAAAGUUCUGGCUCACAUCAUGUGCUCAUAUCCUUUGUGAUAAGCAUUACCAUAAUGGAAUGACGGUUUGUCCCGUGUGCACGACGAGUAGAAUAUCAGUACUUCCGUUAGAUGGUGAUAGUUCCAAACUACCGACAGAAGUGCAAUCGUUCUUUAAACCCUUUGUAUCACAACUGGAACCAUUAUACACAGUAGCUAAUUUCCAGUGGGAGUCAAUGGUGCAAUUAUGUGAAUACUAUCAAGAUAUGUGUCUGAAGUUACAGGAAAAGUGUAACAGACAACGACAGCUGUUGUACCAGGCAAAGGAAGAAUUAGACAAGUUUACUGCUUUGAAGAAGGAAUUAAGAAUGAAGGACACCAACAGAGACGUCAUAUCGAUGGUUACUAGAAAUGACUCCAGAAAUUUAAUAAACGCAAAGGAUGGGAUUGAGCGUGAUAAUCAAGAGUCGUUCAUCAGUAAACUACAAAACUCUCACCGAUUGAAACCUUCACGGACAACUUCAGAUGAUGGAAACGAAUCUCCAAAUAUUUCACACGUUCUUGCUGAAUCUACGUCAAUUGGAAGAACGGCACCAAUAUUGGUACCGCAUUCCCCAACAACACCAAUUUCAAUGAACAAUAAAAGCGGUUCUAACAUUAAUAACACGUUCGGCGCCAGAUCAAACUCACGACAAGGAGUCACGAAAGCAUUACCGAAUGCAUUGGAAAGAUUGAAAUUGAAAAGAAGUAGCACUUCAACGAUAUCAUCAAGGGGAAUAUUAUCACAUAUGAGGAUUAACUCUUCUCAAACUACAACGGGAUUCCCGUCGAGGAAUAACACCACGGCACAAUCGAGAAACAAUAAAUUUAAGAAAUGA
Kluyveromyces lactis is the source of this 945-nucleotide messenger RNA. It is a transcript of the gene CST9, whose product is annotated as SUMO ligase CST9. Gene Ontology annotation, biological process: reciprocal meiotic recombination; protein sumoylation; homologous chromosome pairing at meiosis. Bases 1 to 945 code for a protein of 314 amino acids. Gene Ontology annotation, cellular component: synaptonemal complex. Gene Ontology annotation, molecular function: SUMO transferase activity. The transcript has a single exon. The record is from RefSeq and is a predicted model, not a curated record. Lineage: Eukaryota; Fungi; Ascomycota; Saccharomycetes; Saccharomycetales; Saccharomycetaceae.